UACAGAUGUCAGUCUUUCCAGUACGGUGAAAACCAAUGUCAGUUGAAUGAUGAAAUGGGUGGAAGCAAUUGUGGUAAAAUGGUGGAUAGCUCCUCAUUCAAAUAUUACCAAAAGGCGUGCCAAAACGGUGGCUCUGUGGUUACUUCGUUUUGUUUGUGUAUUAACAGUUAUGCUGGAACGUAUUGUGAAAGAUUCCUGCGAGAUUGUGCGGAAGGAUUUUCUUCACCACAUGGGUACACCACUUUUGGCAUCUACACGAUACAUCCGGUACUAUCACCAACACCAUUUCAAGUGUACUGUAAGAUGAGAGGUAACGGGGGUCGAAUUCGGUUUCAGCACCACGAAACAUCGUCCUUCUACUUCAACCGAACAUGGCAGGAAUACAAAGAUGGUUUUGGUUCUCUGACCAGUGAUCAUUGGUUGGGAUUGGACAAGCUCUACUACCUGACCAAUAGUAGGGUUUAUACUGGGGCAUUCUACAUGAGACUUGCCAAUUUAACCUAUUAUCACCAUUAUUUUAGAGAAUUCGUAGUGAUGAAUGAAACCAAUAACUAUCAAAUGACCUUUGCCCGUGCGGUUCCUCACAGUACUUUGUCGUUGGGCGAUAGUUUAACGGCGGUAAAGAAUCAAUAUUUUAGCACUUACGAUAACGACAACGACAACAGCAGCAGAAACUGUGCGCUAGACAUGAGAAGUGGGUGGUGGUAUAAUGACUGCUCACCUUGCAAUCCUAAUGGAGAAUUAUUGAUGCCGAGUGAUUCGUUAAAAACAACCGACUAUGAAGCAUUCUGGACCUACGAUUUACAGGAUGUUGUCCCGGCUUUAGUUAAAAUGUGGUUACGGGUGGAAUAAGUAUGACACUACAGUCUUGAUCCCGCCGCCUGCGAAUUGCAAGGCAUAAUAUAUAUUUUCUGUGAGCCAUAAAACUCGUAAUUCCUAUUGUACUAUCAUAGAUGUUCUAAGUUUCCUGUAUUUGAUAUAUAAACAUAGUUUUUGGUUUAAGCUUCCU
Molecule: messenger RNA, 1009 nt
Organism: Patella vulgata (common limpet)
Lineage: Eukaryota; Metazoa; Mollusca; Gastropoda; Patellidae
Product: fibrinogen C domain-containing protein 1-like
Exons: 3
Coding region: 55-852 (265 amino acids)
Source: RefSeq, a predicted model, not a curated record